CAAUGCCUUUGGAAAUGCAGCAGUAAUGGCAGGCGUUGAGUUGUCGAUUUUAAUGUGCGCAGUUUGGGCGUUAUCUUUGUCAGCAGAUGCGGAGGUUACAAGUAUCCGCCUUGUUGGUGGCAAGACGCCGUUCUCUGGUCGAUUGGAGGUGGAACACAACAGAAAAUGGGGAACAGUGUGCGCUGACGAGUUCACAGUCAACAGCGCCAAGGUCGUCUGCAGGAUGCUUGGAUUCACAGACACCAAGUAUGCUGAAGUCGUCAAACCGGAUGUUUUCGGUCCGGGAUCAGGAGUGAUCAUGCUGGAUAGUUUAACUUGUCAUGGAAAUGAAUCAGACAUAUCUCAGUGUAGUCAUGAACCUUGGGGGGUGUCUGACUGCUCUCCCUCCGAAGACAUUGGGGUGCAUUGUCACACGCACAUGCGAUUGACAUCUGGUUCUACCACACAUGACGGUCAGGUGGAGGUGAACAUUUCCGGGAUCUGGGAACCAAUCUGUUCCGAGAACUUCACCUUAUCAGAAGCCAGGGUCGUUUGCGGAAUGAUGGGAUUCAUCUUUAACGGGGCGGAGUUAAAAAUAUCCAACAUAGCAAGAUACAACUUUUUACCUACGUCUUACACAUGCGAAGGCUAUGAAAUUGAUGUAUCGAUGUGUGAGAAGAUAAACAUAACCUGCUCACAGCCAUAUGCCGCAUUUGUUAAUUGCCGUACACCGAUUCGGCUAGUGAACGGCACCAGUGCCCAGUCCGGGCGUGUUGAGGUGGAGUACCGGGGUAUGUGGGGGACGAUCUGCGAUGACGGCUUCGACGACCUUGAAGCUAAAGUCAUCUGCAGAAUGUUGGAUUUCAGUGAUAAAGGGGCAAAAUCUUAUGGGCGUGCAUAUUUUGGAGCUGGAACCGGGCCCGUUACAAUCAAUGAAAUGCGAUGCAUUGGUACCGAAAAUGACAUUUCAGAUUGUAAAUCCAGCGAAUGGCUUUCUUCAAAGAAUUGCGGUCACAACGAAGAUGCAUCGGUGGAAUGCAAAACUGAAGUUCGUUUAGUAAAUGGCCCAACAAAGUUUUCUGGUCGCCUAGAAAUUUCGACUGGAUCUGUAUGGAAAACGGUAUGUUCUGACCUGGUAGACAACAAGACUGCUAUGGUGGUGUGCAAGAUGCUAGGAUUUGUCGGAGGAAAUAUUUCCGUUUACGAUGAUGGACGAUUUGGAAGUGGUCUUAUGAAAACGCAUGGCUACGACUGCAAUGGGAAUGAAACCGAUAUUGUCCACUGCAACCAAAACGAGUUUGCCCCGUCGUGUUCGAAUGGGACUAGCGUUGGAUUCAAUUGCUACGCUAUAACACCGAUCCGACUUCUUGAGGGAACAGCCAUGUUUAAUGGAAGAAUUGAAAUUUACCAAAGAGAAAACUCUGCCAACGGGGAUUGGAGAGAAAUCUGCUAUAAUCAUCUGACAACAAAGGACGCAAUGGUGAUGUGCAGAAUGAUUGGGCACCCGACUAGGUACCCUACAAUACAUCACGCUUUCAACCAGUACAAUUCGGAUGGAAGAUUUCCCACAAUAAGUGGUUUCGGAUGCUCUGGAAACGAAACCGAUAUUACCGAAUGCACACCUGACAAAGAGUGGACAGCGACUUCGUGCAGUUACAACUACCGAGCGGCGAUUAAUUGUGGAAUUAAUUCCACUGUGAGAGUCAUGGAUGGACCUUCAAUAAAAGCUGGACGAGUAGAGGUCUUGUACAACGGAACUUGGCUUGGUAUAUGUAACCAACGAUAUAACUACGAUAUCACAUCGACAGACAUUAAUCUUCUUUGUAGACAUAUGGGAUUCAACCAAAGUGGCUACUUGACGACCCCAACUGCAACUCGAAGUUCAAAGGUCAUUUCAAAACUCGCAUGCAGCAGUUCUGUAUCAGACGUAUCCGAUUGUCGAUCUGGUUUGUGGGGUGUUGUGGAUUCAUGCCCACAGGCAGCAAUCGUAUGUAAUAGCAGCAUCCGCCUAGUGAACGGCAGCAGCGAGAGAUCUGGUCGAGUGGAGGUGCUGCAUAGAGGAAUGUGGGGGACCGUUUGUGCUGACGGUUUUAACGUCACAGAGGCUGAUGUUGUCUGCAGAAAAGCUGGCAUACGCCUUUGGAAUGCGUCAGUGCUCGACGAUUCCCCUUUCGGAUCUGGUGCGCAUGGAUACCUUCUUAACAACGUUUCUUGCAAAUCGAGCGAGCACGAUAUAGGAGAGUGUCAGAGUUCCCCUUGGAAUGAAACAUCUUGUGAAGACGGAAACGUAGCAACCGUUUUAUGUCGAGUACUCGAAACACCAAUUCGUCUUCUGGGAGGCAAAACACCGUUUGACGGGCGGGUUGAGUUGCACUUUAAAAAUGACUGGAAACCAAUUUGCUAUGAUGGUUAUAAUGGAAAGAGCACAGACGUACUUUGUCGUUUGCUACAAUAUAAUUUUUCAAGAGAUGCAACGUACUCCUCCAACUCGUAUUCUUCAAACUUCUUGCUGGAAAACCUGCGUUGCGUUGGAAAUGAAUCUGACAUCUCUCUGUGCCCUUCCUCAGACUGGGGAUACACUUCUUGCAGCAACUAUGGACUCACAAUCAAUUGCUUGUCCCCUAUAUUUCUUUAUGGCGGCUCAAAUUCGCAUUCGGGAUUUGUAAAUGUGCAGAAGAACGGACGUAGUGGUUAUAUGUGUGCUGAUAAUUUAACUGCUGAGACCCAGUCUGUCAUAUGCAAAAUGUUGUUUAAUGUCACCAGGGAUUAUACAUUAGUUGAUCAAGCGUAUUUCAAGGCUGGAUUCGCGUCCGGUUCAUUUGUGGACAAUAUCAAGUGCACGGGUAUUGAGGACGAUUAUCAGAUGUGUCCAUCCUCGGACUGGUUUUCAAAUUCAAAGUGCAAGAAUCCGGCUUUUCUAAGAUGCAAUACACCUGUUCGUCUCCGAGAUGGAAGAAAUAUGUAUACAGGAAAUGUGGAGGUCUACAUUAAUAAGACAUGGUCAAACGUAUGUUUCGACCCUUCACGAAACGCUGUGAAUGCAAAGAUGUUCUGCAGAAUGUUGGGUUACAAUUACAGACUAGCUCUAUCGAGCAAUAUGACCACGCGCAACAUAUCAAAUCUGCUACUGACCUGCGGCGGAAGUGCAGACGAUAUUUCCCAAUGUCUAGGAAUCAACGAGACAAAUUGCGCUUCAAUUUUGUCAAUUUCGUGUCCGACUUCGUUACAACUACAAAAUGGUAGAACUAGGUACAUGGGGCAAAUAAUAGUUCAACUCGGUGACUACGAGAGUACAGUUAACGGUUUUGAUGACGAACAAACUGUAGGGACAAUUUGUAGACUUCUUGGCUUCAAUUUCACGAGAAACUACCAACAUUCGUCAACGGACUAUCUCCGUCAGAAAACACUAUACCGGUAUGCACUGUUACAGAAGUUAAAGUGUUUUGGAAAUGAAACUGACAUUGUUGAAUGUCUGGAGAGCACAGUAUAUUCUGAAUCUACAGGAACCUACUACACGCAUGGAAUCAGUUGUCAGACACCAAUUCAGCUUGCUAAAGGCAACAGUUUUCUAUCUGGAAAACUAGAAGUGAAUGUUAACAAAACAUGGCUUCCAGUAUGCUCGGACGGCUUCAGUUCAAAUGAUGCGUACGUCAUAUGUCGAAUGUUAGGACACACGCAUGCCAGAAACGCAACAAUUUCAUCGGAACCAAUCAACGGUACCCUCGUCGAUGGCGGGUUUUCAUGCAAUGGGGUCGAAGAUGACAUUUCGCAAUGUACUGGAUAUACUGAGAAAACAUUGGUUGAAUGUGGAAGCCAAAUGGCGAUACAUAUCAAUUGCCAAACGAUGGUGCGACUUGCGGAUGGUCCUUCGCUAACCAAAGGUCGAGUGGAAGUUUUCUACAAUGGUACCUGGGGGCCCGUUUGUCAAGAUACAACCAGCAGCUUUGUGGCAAACAUUAUAUGCCGAUCUGCAGGAUUCAGAUAUACAUAUGGCGAGGUUCAAUCCACGUUCACAUACAGCAACAAGACAUUUAGCAACUAUACGAUAUCGCGGCUUAUGUGUACAAGAUAUGAAGAAACAAUAACUGAGUGUAGUUCUAAUAACUGGAUGACUGGUUCGUGUAUUUAUUCGGCUCCCCUUGAAGUUGAGUGCCUGACCCGGACAUCACUUCAAGCGGGUGUUAACAAAUAUUUUGGUUGGGCUCGACUUGAGUUUCAAGAUCCGUACGGAACUAAGUAUGGGACCAUUUGUGGAUCUGGAUUUUUUGCCAAAGAAGCUGACGUCAUAUGUAAUAUAGUUGGUGCCCCGACAAACGGAAAUGCAACUAUCUACUCAAACAACAAAUUUGGAAGUCCCUCGUACAGAUUUGUUAUUGAACAACUGAACUGUUCUGGAAAAGAAAACGAUCUUCAAGAAUGUCAGUCCAAGCCUUGGUCUGAGACGUCGCAUAUGUGCACAUCCAGUAACAAGGCUGUGGCGAUUAACUGCAGACCAAACACGCCGAUCAGAUUACGAGGGAACGAUCCCAAUAAGGGAAUGGUUGAAGUCUUUUUCGACGGCGCGUGGUAUCUGAUGUGCGCGUACACAUUCAGCUUCCGGGAAGCUGCCGUCGUUUGUAAUAAACUUGGAUAUAAAAUCGGGACACCUGAUAUUCGUUCUGGAUUUAGUGAAAAUGCUCUCAUAUAUGAUAUGAACUGCCAAGGGAGCGAGACGGACAUUUCUCAGUGCCAGUUUCAACGCCAAACUGGGUACACCUAUUCGUGGACUCCUCAAGACUGUUGGUAUCAUGGUGCAACAUACCGAUAUAAUCGUGCAGGCGUUAUAUGUAGCAAUAACCGUGUAAGACUCAUCAGCAACGUCAACAACUACCAGGGACGAGUGGAGUUCCAGUACUUCGGUGUUUGGGGAACUGUGUGCAACAAACACUUUGAUCAAGGGGAUGCGCGAGUCGUUUGCAGACUUGCUGGGAUCGAUAGUGCAGGAAACUUCACGAUUUACACAAAUGUUUCCAAGUUUGGACAAGGGUCAGGUACCCUGAUUGUAGAAGACCUUCACUGCAACGGAACUGAAUCAGAUAUCGACGAAUGUGCCUCGUAUCCGUGGAAGGCAAAUUCUGCACACACCCCUUGCAAUUCGCAUUCCUUAGAUGUCGGAGUUAACUGUAGACCUGUUACUCCAAUGCGCCUAGUAGGUGGAACCAACUAUUCUGGAAGAGUUGAAAUUGAGUAUGAAGGCGUUUGGGGCACGAUCUGUGACAGAGGUUUCGAUAUAAAUGAUGCAAAAGUCAUUUGCAGAAUGAAAGGAUUCAAUACCGAGAGUAUUGAAAUACGUUUAAACGGAUUUUACGGAAACGGGAAUGGCAGAAUAUUUAUUUCGGAUCUCUUAUGUACUGGCGAUGAACCAGACAUUUCCGAAUGUAACGUGGGUCUUCGAUGGAAAAAUACAAAUACCCUUUGCACUAACACCAACGACGUAGCCGUCCAAUGCAACACACCCGUACGAGUACGAGAUGGUCUAACAUUCUAUUCCGGAAUCGCCGAGGUUUAUAUCUUUGGUGGAUGGCGACGAAUAUGUAAAGACAAUUUUACCAUACAAGAUGCACUUACACUGUGUACUCUGGCCGGGAAAAGAGAUAAUUAUAAUGGGAACGUGACGAUUCAUAACCAGGAUUUCGUCAACAUGCCGUUUGAAUAUACGCCUAUUGGAGAUUUUGGAUGCAACAGCAAUGAAGAGGAUCUUUAUGAAUGCGGUUCGGGUCAGUGGGUGAAGUCAUCAACGGCGUGCCCAAGCGGAGAAAACGUUGCUCUAAAUUGUCGUGCUCAAACACCGGUUCGAUUGAUGGAAGGGCUACAAGAAGCAGCAGACAUAGUGCAAAAACCGAUAAAAGGAAGAGUUGAAGUGCAGUACAGACGAUACGACCAAGAGCUGCAAAAGUAUCGCGAUGACCACUGGGGGACAAUAUGUGAUGAUGAGUUUGGUGAUGACGAUGCAUUGGUUCUUUGUUCUAUGAUGGGAUACUCUGUUGGGAAGGUAUAUCGACCACACGAAGCUUACGCUUUGUUUGGAAAUGAAACAAUAAUCCUGGACGACUUGCAAUGUCUCGGAGUUGAAGAAGAUGUGUCCGAGUGCAAAGCACGAGAGUGGGGUACCCAUGACUGCUUACAUGACGAAAACGUUGCAAUUUACUGCAACUACCAGGAAAAUAUUGAUCCGUGUGACAAAGAAAACUACAAGAGGCUUCCAAAUUUAGAACUGCGAUUAGUAAAUUACAAAACAACUUCCAAACCUAUAAACGAUAACAAAUUGUCGCUAAACUGGUACUUUGUUGGAAACAACACGUUGCCUGACAAAGAACCGCCUUUUAACCGAUGUGCUACUGUGUUUCCGGUGUACAGCACGGAUCCGAUUCCUGUGCUUGGUGCUGGGGUUAAAUCACUGAAAGCUGAACAAACUGGAAAUUCAAGUAUCACUUACGAUAUCCAAGCCAAGAAUUGCGGGAGUUACUUUGUGUACAGAUUAGGGCCAACAAAAACGAAGGACAGCGGUUAUUGCUUUGGUAUAGGCUCAGAAAUACCCCCACCAGCGUUUGUUGCCAGGAGCGUUAUCACGGUGCUUGAGAAUAAUAGUAACUCGGUUUGGUUCAGAUGCAAAUUCGACCCAGAUGCAGAACACAAUCUAACUUAUCAAGUUCAAUGGCAUGUUUCCGGAAAUUCAGAGCAUAUUUUAACAAAACAGUACUGUCAAAACACAAACAUGCAUCCUUGCUUUCUUCCUGAGAAAGAAUUUGCUGAUAUGCAUGUUGGCAUGGGAACGAACGUAUCAUGCGCUGUUCGUGCGUUCAAUGAAGCGGGUGGGCAACCAGGGCAGUUAUCGGUGUUCUCGGAAACAUAUUUUGUGGGUAUCAAGCUCCUAACACCGUACGUCUCCGUUCGAAGAGGUGAAAUAAAGUCGAUUGAAUUACAGUUCACCGUUCCGAUUUUCUGUAGGAACGAACUUGGAUGCAAAGCCACGCUUGAUUACUUUACUCCAGAUUACGGCACGAACUGUCCAGAUGUAGAGGGAGACUUUCCAUCCGGAUGUUCUCAAACAGUCGGGGCGCAACCGCUAGGCAAAAUAUUAAACGUUGAUGUUGGUGCAGCCGAAACUGGCCAAUACGGAGUUGCCGGAAAGUUCACGCUUUUCUUACAAAUGCACAAAAAUGAAAACGUUGCAUUUUUGUAUGUGCCGUAUAAACUGCCAGCAAUUGAGGUUGAAAUUUUACCUGAAGCCGACAGACAGUGGCAAGGAAAAUUAUGCGGUGCACGAAAUGACCCGCACAUGUACACUUUUGAUGGAAGAUCGUAUGAGCAUCACACUGAAGAGGGCGAUUACAUUUUGUAUAAACAUACAAAAUAUGAAAAUAUCGAGAUCCAGCAUAGAAUAGCCAACUGCACAGAUGGUAAAAGUCUAGCUAAAUGUAACUGUGGCGUUGCCGUAAGGGCCGGACGUGACGUCUACGUCAUCAACGUUUGUAACGGGUACAUCGACAUUGGCUACAGGCAGUGCUGGGAUAAGGCAUUGACGGUGAAAAAAGAAAACGACUAUACAUACACGAUCUAUCUACCAUAUGGAACUGCGGUCCGGGCCCGCAUAGAUAACGCUCCGUUUAUGGGCGAAGCCGGUGGAAGGGUAUUGGAUAUUUCUGUGAACCCUUCAAACAAAGAUACCAACGGUAACAGUACAGGGUUAUGUGGAAGUCUGAACAAUGAUCAAUCAGAUGAUUUUGAGAAUCAAGACGCUUUUAUUAAUAUGUGGAAGGUCAAGCUAAAUGCAUCCCUGUUUGCUAGCGAUAUGUACCAUAAAGAUCUUGAACCUUGGGUGUUUCCAACUUGCAGCUGCAAGAAAAACAGUAUUGGAAACAAUGAUUAUACAUGUGACAGGAGUUUAACUGGAUGCACACGAGGUACUUUAACAGGUUAUCGAAGUUGCAAUGAAGUUACAAAUAGUCGACCCGUUCGUUCAGUAAGUGGCCAUGUUAAACAAAGACGUAUGCGAAUACCAGUGACACACCAGCGCAGCAGCAAAAAAUCUUUAACUAAGAGGAGCACCAGCACUUGGACUGUUGAAAAUGCGAGGCGUCAUUGUGAAACCCAAUUGGCUACGAUACAAACCCUUUGCAAAAAUAUUCCAAACACUCACACAGACGUAUCCGUAGAUAACUGUGCAUUGGAUAUAAUGCUUGCGAACUCCACUGAAUGGUUGUCCAUGUCAAGGCAGUCUAUGCUCGAAACCUGCCAAAAUGAAAUUCAUCGUAACAGUACUGUAAUUAGGCAUUUAAUUGAUAAAGCGGAGGGAAAUCACACAGCCGACAAUAACGUUACUACGAAAGAAGAACUCGAAAAACUCCAGUUCUUACUACAGAUUGGUCAAGAAAUUGAGAAAAAGUUUUGCAUCAAUAACUGUAAUGGUCGCGGACAAUGCACUAACGGUACGUGUACGUGUGAACUGAACUAUGGCGCCAUAGAUUGUUCAAUGAAUUUGACCAAGCCACCGAAGAUUGCGUUAAUGAAUGACGGUCUCUGUGAUACGAAUAAAACAGACUGCUCUGAUAUUGUUGUCAUUGGCGGUGAAUUUUCAUCUUCGAACUUGACAUGCAGAUUGAAAUGGUUCAGUGUUGACAUUAAUGGAAGUGUCAGCGACGAUCAGACAGUAUUGGUUCCUGGUGAGGCCGAAACACUAGGGACGGCAAUUUGUCCUGCUAACAGAUUACGACAACGUAGAUCGAGUGCAAAUACGUUCGUCCGAGGAUUCCGUGUUUCCAUCAGCAAUGAUGGAUAUAAUUUUAACGAAAAUCAACAGGAAUCUGUCUUCAUUUACAAUUCUGAGUGUCAGCUGUACAAUACUAAUUCUGAGACAGCAUCAAAGUUUACAUUUACGCUUAAAAAUGAAUACUGUUUUAUUGAAGACAAAUGUUACAUUAACGGUACCCUAGAUGUAUCCAAAGAUUUUAUAUGUGACCCCGCAAUUGAAAAGACAUCGUGGACUCGAUACGUGCCUCCGUUGGAUUGUAAUAACCCAGAAGCGUGUAAGACAAUUUCCAACUCCGUAUGCGAGGUAAUUUCCGAUGUUGCGAAUUGCAAUUGCAAAAGAGGCUACACACUAGAGAAAGAUGUCUGUAAAAAAAUCGACAGUAUUAUGGAUGACAUUCCGGUCUCAGACCGCCAUGGAAGCUUGGUUGUAGAGGUGACUCUAGACUACCAAUUCCCGGAAAAUAUAAAUAUCGACUCUGCAUUCACAUUCGAGCGGUAUAAAACGCUAUUGGUCGAUGAGCUUUCAAGCUUCUACAAAAAUGAACUUGGGAAUCGACUGGACAAAGUAAACAUAAGAGAUAUCAAGAUUGGCAGUCUCAUUGUUGAUCACCGUGUGAUAUUUGUUCAACGCGAACAUAUUCUUAGCGAUGUCACCCAAGCAGUAUUUAAACUAUUCCAAUCCAACAUCACAAUAAAGGGUCAGAAUGCCCGAGUCAUUGGUGUAUCGCUAGGGGAAGAUAAAGUUCCACUUGACGAGGGCAAUUUCGCCAAAUGUCGCGCGUUUACAAUUGUUAAUCCGUGUCAACACGACGAAGAAUGUAUUAUUGUUGAAGGUGUCCUUCGUUGCGUAAAAAAGACGACUGAUCCUGAUGGAAUUAAAUUGUCCGUAAUAGUCGCUUCUGUUGUUGGGUCAUUUCUAUUCCUGGUUAUGGUGAUUCUUGUUGGCGUCAUUUGCAAGAAAUAUUCGCGGUCUUCAAAGAAAAAGAUUGACACAACAAACCUGCAAGGCGUUGAUCUUUGCAAAUUACCAAGACCCAAAAUAACUGGCAGUGAGCUAGGAUCUGAGUACAACAAUGUAAAGCCGGACGCUCCAAAGAGCAGGAAGAGGUAUGUUCAAAAUGAAAACACGUAUGGGAGCUUUCCUGGCUACAGCGGCAGUGUUUCAAAUGACAGAUUUUAAAGCACAGACAUGUAGCAGCAGCAGACCUUAAACCAACUAUGAAACAAACCUUCCGCCUACCGCAUCCUAGAUUUAUAUGAUUGGAAGCUUUGUAUAUUUUACAUUGAUAAACAUUAACUUCCAAACCUUCUGUGUAAAUGCGAAGUGUAUAAUUGAUUUAUAUAAGAUCUGAAAAUGAUAAUAAUUGUAUUUCGUGUACAAUGAAGGACAUAAUACAGACAAUAUUACAUAAUUAUAUGGAAUAAUUAAUAUAAUAAAAAAUGUUUUAUUUAACUUUAUUUUUUAUCUAUAUUUAAUCAGGACUUUUUUUAACCUUAUGUUUAUCUAUAUUUAAUCAGGACUGUUUUCUUGUACUGUUCACCCAUGUUCGCUGGGGUUGUUUUUAUUACAUAAUGGUUUCUACUGAUAUGUUGAAAUAACAGUUUUAAUUCCACUUGAUUUGUUUUCUUAAAAACUCAUAAAUUAUGUUAACAGUCAAUAUAACCCUCCGAAGCCAGCACUUUGGAACAGCUAAACUUUUUCAAUAUUAGAUACCUUACUAACUUAUGGAAUAUCCCAGUUAAAGGCAUAUAUUUUUAUUUUAAUGUUGUGUACAAAUAUAUACCUAAUCAUAUGGUUUGGCUUUACUUUUAAUUUUCCGUAUGUUUGUUACAUUAUGCAUAAACAUGUUUCCAAUAAUUUGUUAUUAAAAGUGUUUUCAAAUAGUCUCUAUCAGACUGUGUUAAUAAUUAUUUCAAAAUAAAUUAUUGUUCGGUAUUAAACUUCUAAGCCCUAUACGAGUUCCGAUCAUUUUAAGUAACGAUAACCCUAUAUUACCCUAAUAUUUUCGUGAUAGGCUACCUCCAUUUGUUUUCUAUCAAUAACUUAACGAACAGUGGCUAUUUACGAAUUAUGUUUAUUUAUGAAUAACACACAAGAAAAGAUAUUUAAGUGUUGUUAUAACAACCUAAAGGCAGGUAUAAUUUGAUACA
Messenger RNA from Dreissena polymorpha, 10920 nucleotides. RefSeq lists its product as uncharacterized. The coding region runs from base 26 to 9949 and encodes 3307 amino acids. Gene Ontology annotation, cellular component: membrane. Lineage: Eukaryota; Metazoa; Mollusca; Bivalvia; Myida; Dreissenidae. The record is from RefSeq and is a predicted model, not a curated record. The transcript is spliced from 64 exons.